This is a messenger RNA of Rhizoctonia solani, 1455 nucleotides long. Its product is annotated as F-box-like domain-containing protein. The transcript is spliced from 2 exons. The record is from RefSeq and is a predicted model, not a curated record. Lineage: Eukaryota; Fungi; Basidiomycota; Agaricomycetes; Cantharellales; Ceratobasidiaceae. The coding region runs from base 1 to 1455 and encodes 484 amino acids.
AUGAAGUGCUUUCUCGGAUCUUCGUGCUAUGUAGACAAACCCGAAGUAGAAGACGAGGGCGUCCCGAUCUGUUCUGCGCAACUGUAUUACCAGUCAGUCAUUAAUUGUCACCUAAGCCCAUUUUUGGACCCUCAUCCUGCUGCUCAGUCUACAUGUCGGCAUUGGAGAAGCGCUACCUUUGACACCAAAGCACUUUGGUCUCUGGUGACACUUUCGGACCGCCCCCCAUUUCAUUUUUCGGCAUUGUGUUUGGAUCGCUCUGGGACAACGUCGCCGCUCGAUGUCGAAAUUGAGAUAAACAAUAGGUUCUGGCAACAUAUACCCGAUUGUGACCCCAAUACACGUGUGCAGGCGGUCCAUGGCGCACUUACUUUUAUUUUGGCACACGGUGGUAUUCCUUCAAGGUGGAGAUCUCUCUGGCUCUACACACCAGGGAGCCAAAGAAGCAAUCUGGGUCUCCACAUUGCGGCGCUGGACAUCAUCGGCGCAUUUCCGAUGCCUUCAUUACAGUAUAUUGAGUUAAAAUGUUCAAUUUACCACUAUGGUGGCGGAGACCAGACUCAUAUUUUGUCCUUACCCGCAAAGCCCUUGUUCCGUGAUCCCUCUCCAACCCAGUUGCGCGUUGCUAAACUGGAAUGGAUCCCACGUCCUUAUUUAUUCGUAAAUCCAGGCUAUCCUCAACUUGUUGGCCUGAAUCACCUCGAAAUCCGUUUCCCGCUCGACCUACCCGAGCUUGAACACAUGAAGACGCUGCUAGAUGCUAGUCCGAUGCUCAGAGUAUUGUCUCUGGAUUUGAGGGCCACUAGUCCUCAAAUAUCAGCGGAACUGAUUUACCUUCCAAAAAUCCACAUUCCCAGUCUACAAGUCUUGGCACUAUCGGCCAAUUCCCGCACUCAUACCCCACGAUGGGGGCAUAAUUUACUUUUAAUGAUCGAUGCUCCCAACGUCGAAUCUCUCCGAUUCCAAUUGGAAUAUUCGGGGGCUGAUCCUUUGCAAGACCAAGAAUUGAUUGAUUAUAUUACCAGAGGUGCCAAUCCAGCCAAUCCUAGAGCUCUCUUUCCUUCUCUGACUGCCCUCGAGCUUUCAAUUGAUCAAGACCACACAGGCCUUUUCGAACAAUUCCUAACAGCAUACUCUCUGAUCACCACCCUUUACUUGCCUCACCCUACGUAUGGGCAGGUUGAGGCGUUACGCAUGCAACCUUGGCUUGUACCUGAGCUGACAUGCUUGGCCGUGAAGGCUGAAAGAGACUCAACGCUAAGGGACGCCAUUUUCGAGCGGUGUAGUGCAGGAUUGCCCUUGAAAACGGUGUUGGUGGAACUUUCUCCGGUGCCUCUGCCGUGGAUCAGGCGUUCGGAGGCGAGACUUCGGGAAUACCUUGAAGGGUUGGAUGUUAGGAUAAUUCUUACCAAAUCAAACACUCGGGCACGUAAGAUGCUAGGAUUUGUCGAAUGA